AUGCCUAUCACCGUGUCGUUGGUCAAUCAGCAGCAGUGUUACGCUGGAAAUGACCGAAUCAGAGGUCGUGUUAUCUUUCAAUGUCCUACCCCAACAGAGAUUCAGGAUAUUCGAGUGACAUUCUCCGGGCGCGCAAAGGCAAAGGUGCAGAAGACCAAGGGAUCUGCAGCCCCUGCCGCCAGCUAUCGUAGCAAAUGUAUCCUUUUCGAAAAGGAGAGAAUACUAUGGCACCCGAAUGGCGAUACAGUUGCCCCUGACACGUAUGAAUGGCCGUUCGAAUUCGUCUUUCCGUCACAUGUCCAGGCCGCCUCGUCAAGAUGGCCCGAAACUUUGCCUUUCCGCAGCGACGCGAAUCACCCCCUGCCACCCACCUUUGCAGCCGAAACUCAUGAUUCUUUACGGAAGCUGGAGUGCACCAUCGAGUACCGAGUCCACGCCCAAGUAUUCAGACCGCAGCGAGGAAUCUUAGGGAGAAAGUCACCUUUGUUCUCUGAGGUCGUACAUUUGAACUUUUUACCGCUUGAAGCUAGAUGGGAUUUGAAAAGCACAGACAGCUACCCUGCGACAUAUCAGCAACAGAAGGAGCAGUUGUUCAAUAUACGAAGCAUGCUUCUACUCCCGGAAAAUAAGGGAAGAAGCCUGAAGGUGCAGGAGAAGAUCCAGUCAUGGCUAUCACCUGGUCAGCUGCCUCGGUUCAGCUUUAAAGCGUCUUUUUCCUACCCCACACGCAUGAUACAAUCUGCACCGAUCCCAUGCUUUUUAGACAUUACGCCUUUUAUGGAGGACUCUUCUGUUAUUUCACCUCCGGACAUUGUGAUGCAAUCUUUGUCCAUCUUCAUGGUCAGUCAAACUGCCGCUCGGGCCGCUCCGUCUUUAAUGGGAGCAUUAUCGGGCCAAGUUGACGAGCGGAUUGAAAUACUAUCACGAACGUCACUCGGUAUGCGAGUUUUGGGUAAAGUGGACUUAGCGCAGGCUUUUGGACAUCUUAGAAUCAGGCAUACAGAUGUUUCUUUCCGCACAUUCAACAUCAGCAGGACGUAUCGGUUGUGCGCGUCAUUUUCGUUUGAAUGUGCAGGAAAAACAAGUACCUUUGAUGUUCCCGAUCUCCCUGUGGAGCUAUUGGCAAACUCUUGGGAACCAGAAAAAGCUACUCAAAGCUUCGAAGGGCACGUUGCGGAGGACGCUAGCCCGCCGCCAUAUGCAUCUGCGUCAACUUUGUCUACAUCAUCAAUAACGACGCCCGAGAAAUCCUGA
Messenger RNA from Aspergillus welwitschiae, 1254 nucleotides. RefSeq lists its product as uncharacterized. NCBI's taxonomy places the organism in Eukaryota, Fungi, Ascomycota, Eurotiomycetes, Eurotiales, Aspergillaceae. Bases 1 to 1254 code for a protein of 417 amino acids. The transcript has a single exon. The record is from RefSeq and is a predicted model, not a curated record.